Messenger RNA from Microthlaspi erraticum, 1461 nucleotides. NCBI's taxonomy places the organism in Eukaryota, Viridiplantae, Streptophyta, Magnoliopsida, Brassicales, Brassicaceae. The record is from the annotation of a GenBank genome assembly.
AUGGCGGAGGAGGCAGUUUUAGGAUUUCUGGAGAACAACGAAGAAAUCACAGAUUCCGGUCAAUUCUCCACCGAACACAACCUUGACCACAACGCAGUCGUCAAUGUCAUCAAGAGCUUACGUGGUUUCCAGUACAUCGUAGCUCAGGACAUUAAACGGGAAUCAUGGGUUUUGACUGCUGAAGGCAAGAAAUAUGCUGCGGAAGGGUCGCCGGAGGUACAACUUUUCUUGGCUGUUCCUGCGGAAGGUAGCAUAUCCAAAGACGAACUCCAGAGAAACCUAGCUCCUUCGGUAUUCAAGAUUGGUUGUGCACAAGCUGGAAAAAACAAGUGGGUGGAAAUGGGAAAACAAGUCUCUAGAAAGGUUCAACAUGUUGAAGAUAAAGUGAAGAACUUGCUUUUACAAAUACAGGAAGGACUGGAACUUGACAAAGAAAGUCUCAGUUCUCUCAAAGCCAGGAAACUCAUAGAACAACAGACAUGGAAUGGCUACUCUGUAAAGAAGGGUCCCAAGUAUGCUCCCAAAAGGAAGACUUUCGCCACUGAUUUGACUGUAGGAAAUCUUAAAAACUGGAAAGAGUUAGAAUUCAAGGAGUAUAACUUCAAUGCUAAGGGACAGCCUGUUGAUGCUGGGCAUGUCCACCCCCUUCUUAAGGUGCGGAAGCAGUUCAAAGACAUAUUUUGUCAGAUGGAAUUUGAAGAGAUGCCAACAAACAACUUUGUGGAGAGCAGCUUCUGGAAUUUCGAUGCACUAUUCCAGCCUCAGCAGCACCCUGCUCGUGACUCUCAUGACACCUUCUUCCUAAAAGAUCCUUCGACGACAAGGGAACUACCAGAAGAUUAUGUUGAAAGGGUGAAACAAGUUCAUGAGUCUGGUGGAUAUGGAUCACGAGGGUACAAUUAUGAAUGGAAAAGAGAGGAAGCAAACAAAAAUCUUCUCCGUACCCACACAACGGCAGUGUCGUCUAGGAUGCUUUAUGCACUCGCAAAGGAACCUUUCGCUCCCAAGAAGUACUUUUCAAUAGACCGUGUGUUCAGAAACGAGGCUGUUGACAAAACCCAUCUGGCAGAGUUCCAUCAGAUUGAAGGUUUGGUCUGUGAUCGUGGUCUUACAUUGGGUGAUCUUAUUGGUGUAUUACAAGAGUUCUUCUCACGAUUAGGGAUGUCCAAGCUGCGUUUCAAGCCUGCCUACAACCCUUACACUGAACCAAGCAUGGAAAUUUUCAGCUACCAUGAAGGACUUGGGAAAUGGGUGGAGAUUGGAAACUCUGGCAUGUUCAGACCCGAAAUGCUACAACCAAUGGGUCUCCCAGAGGAUGUUCGAGUCAUUGCAUGGGGUCUUUCUCUUGAAAGACCAACAAUGAUCAUGUUCGGCAUUGACAACAUCCGCGAUCUGUUUGGACACAAGGUGGAUCUUGAUCUUAUUAAACGGAAUCCGAUCUGUCGUAUUGGAAUCAAGUGA